UUGGGGUGGAGACCAGGAAGAGGCUGUGGAGCGAAUGAAGGUGGAGUUUAAAGAAGGAGGUCUGGUGUUGGGGGCGCCGAACUAUGAGGUCACUGAGGAGAAGCCGUUCAUUAUUGGGACGGACGCUGGACCUACUGCCUUGGGAGGGGUUUUGGUUCAGGCAGAUGCCGAAGGGAAGGAGAGGCCGCUGAGGUUCAAGAGUCAGACUCUCAAUACGACUGAGAGGAACUACUCUAAGUUUAAGAAGGAGACGCUGGCGGUGCUCCAUUGCCUGAGAAUCUUUCGGAACUACGUCUUUGGCAGGAGGUUCAUAUUAAAGGUGGACCCUACUGCGCUUGUCAAUUCCUUGAAGAACUAUAACCCAUCUGACCCAACCGUUGCGAGGUGGCUGACGUAUAUUUGGAUGUUCAACUUCGAGCUGGAGAGGAUUCCAGCAGAUGGGUUGAGCCGCAUCAACUGGGAUGGGUCGGAUCAAGAGUCAAUAGAAGACACCCCACCGGUUUAUGGGUUCUUGGAUCAAGAGGAAGACGUCCGCCUCCAUAUAAAUGAAUGGUCCUUGCGGGUGUCUAGUUUUGUUAGCCACCCCAUAUGGCUAGCGCCUAAAGGGUACGAGCAAAAGGAGGAGCUGGUCCUUAAGCCAUUUCAGGAGGAGGAUCCAUGGGGAAACAAGGAUGUUGGUUGGAUGAUGAAGUUGGCAUUGGCAGAUGCACACAGUCUAGUGGAGGAAGUGAGGACAAUAGAGGAAAACCCAACUCAGGUGGAAGAACAUGAUCAAUUAAUGAGAGGAAUGUAUCUGCUCACUAACACGCUUCUGCAAGGGGAUUUCGAUCGGAAGAACUUCUUUAGUCUUAUGGAAAAUAAGGACGUCAUUCCUGAAAGCCGGGAUGAUGAGUUCGAGGAAGGGGAAAUCAAGGAAGCCUUUCGUGCAGAAGAGUAUGAUGAGAUCUACCUGGAGCUAGGGCUACUCCUGUCCUGCGAGAUGAGGGAUAGAGAUGCGAGUGAUGUGGAGGCGAGGAUGCAGAGGUUGAGGCCUUCGCCGUUGGGACGUGAUGGGUUGCCCAUUCAACUGGAGGAAGGCAAUGCGGAGGAGUUCAUCUCAGCCUACGAACAGUAUAUGCGCGAUCAGGGGACUGGGCAGGAGGAGUGGAUGCAGACGUUGCCCCUUUGGACGCGAAGGGCGGAGAGGCCGUUAGCGCGGCAGAUUCGGGACGGGGCGCAUGACUGGGAGGACUGCCAGGCUCAGCUCAGACGGGCGUUCCGACGGCCAGAGCCAGAGAGACCAGAGCCCAGGGUGGAGAGACGACAGAGGAGUAAGAGGCCACGAGACCCGGAGGCGAGAGGGGCCAUAGCGACCAGGGAAGGCCGAAAGACGUUGGCACGGCGAGAGGAGCUAGUGGAGCCAGUUCAGACGGACAAGCCAACUCAGACGGAGGAGCCAGUGCAGGCAGCGGGACCGGCUCAGGUAGCGGAGCUGCCUCCUACCCAUGGGCUUGAGCAGGUGGAGUUUCGACGGAUCACGAGCAGUGACCUACAGGGCCCGCCACCGACACGGCCAAAGGAGAGGGAGGCUGUACCAUUAGAGACGCCACUCAAUAGCCUGGAGACCCAUCUCGAUGCGUCCCAGUGGAGGACUUCGCAGCUGGGGGCAGACCCAGGUGAGCCCGCACGAUAUGAGCCGGCAGAAGAGCCGCCUAAGCCGGAGCCGGAGGUUGGGCCGCGUGGGCCAGAGGAGCCACGGACUGAGGGAGUUAUUACGGUUGGGGACGAUACCCCUCCUCCCACCCCAAUCCCUCAGCAGGUACGGGAGUACUGGCCCGAGGGAAUUCCUGAGCCGGAUAGCGAGGAAGUUUCAAUACCGCCAUCGGAAGCUACUACGCCGCCUCAGAAGCAGGCAGAGCCAGAGGAGAGAGAGGAGGGGCACAUACGACUGUGGUGCCAUAGCUAUUUGAGCAUGCGGCCGAGCACUUGGACGCGGAGGUGCCAGCACCCGAGGGGCCACCGCCAGAGGGAAGUGAUGAAGCCACCAAUCGACCCCCCGACGAGGGAGCAGAGGAUUGGUGAGGCAUGGGCCAGUUACGAGGGUAAGAGGGAUGCUGCCCGUGUGAGGUCGCGAGAGGCAGGGCAGGAGGACGAGAGGGUGGAUGAGGCACGAGAGACUGGGGACUUGGGAUUUUCAGCUGCCAGGAUGGCAAUCGAGCGUACAGACAGGGAGAUACGCCAGGUGGCGACCACGUCCUUCCAGCGAUUUACCAUGCUUAGCGACGAGUUGGCGACCUCGAGGAUGGAGGUGGAGCAACUGUCUGUUCAGCUAGCAGAAGAAAGGGCAGAGAACCAGGCCUGGAGGUCUCGCAUGGAAGCCAAGGAAGCUGAAUGGGAGAGGAGGCUCCAGGAUAUGGUGGCAGCUGUGGAGAGGCUUUCGGCCACCAAGGUGGUCGAUUGGACAGAGCAGAGUCGGUAUGGUAUCCAAGGAGAGGAGGUGCGGGGGCUCUUUAGCCAGGGAGGGACAGCAGAGCCACUUCAGCAAGAGGGGAUGAAGAAGGUAUUCCUGGAUCCAGCGGAAGCGGAAGCAAGGCGGAAGGCCGAGGAGGAGAGUUUCAGCUUCAAGGCCCCCACAGAGCUAGCUUCGCAACAGGCCAACCCCAUGGCAAUUGAGAUCCCUGCGGGCGAGUCAGUGCAGAGACCCCAAUCCCCACUGGUGGGAAGGGGUCCUGCAGAGGAGUCCCCUAUGAUUCUUUUGGAGGUGCAAGGUGGUACCCUUACGGGGGCAGUGGCGUCCGCUGAGCCAAAGGCAAUGGAGGAGGAGGCAUCUUGUUUGGAUGAGCUAGUGGCGGCCAUGGGGCUGGACAUGCCAUCAGGGGGGCCUCAGAGACACGAGACCCCGGAGCACGUGCCAGAAAGGGGGGAGUUGAGGACACAGUUGGGCUCUUGGGCCACAGAGGCUGACUCCGGCGGACCCACCUCAGAGCAGCAGCAUGAGGUUAUGAGCGAGCCAGUGGCUACCGUGACUCCCCAGCCUUCAGAGCCGCAUAGGGAAAGGAAGGCGACUACGAUGGAGGGGGCCCGUGAGGGUAGGCCACAGAGAUUGGACACCCCGACGUAUCGGGCUGAGGGGGGUGAGAUGCGAGCAGGGCCGAGUACCCAGACAUUGGAGGCGAGACCAGAGGAGUCGUGGAGUAUGCCCCAGAGUCAUGAGAUGAGCAGAGAGACCAGCGAGGCACCGUCGUCGCCAGGAUCUCGGAAGAAGAAGAGAAAAUACCAAAGGAGGUCAGAUGAUCAGUGUUUUUUCUGCAAGCAUGGCAUACACAGAGCCCUCGAGUGUCCGAAGUUCCUGAAAGACAAGGCAACUGGGAAAGUGACAAAGAGCGGUGGGAAGAUGUAUGAUAGGCGAGGUCGAGUGGUAGAGCGAGCUCUGGAUAGGGACCAGGAAGAGGCUGUGGAGCGAAUGAAGGUGGAGUUUAAAGAAGGAGGUCUGGUGUUGGGGGCGCCGAACUAUGAGGUCACUGAGGAGAAGCCGUUCAUUAUUGGGACGGACGCUGGACCUACUGCCUUGGGAGGGGUUUUGGUUCAGGCAGAUGCCGAAGGGAAGGAGAGGCCGCUGAGGUUCAAGAGUCAGACUCUCAAUACGACUGAGAGGAACUACUCUAAGUUUAAGAAGGAGACGCUGGCGGUGCUCCAUUGCCUGAGAAUCUUUCGGAACUACGUCUUUGGCAGGAGGUUCAUAUUAAAGGUGGACCCUACUGCGCUUGUCAAUUCCUUGAAGAACUAUAACCCAUCUGACCCAACCGUUGCGAGGUGGCUGACGUAUAUUUGGAUGUUCAACUUCGAGCUGGAGAGGAUUCCAGCAGAUGGGUUGAGCCGCAUCAACUGGGAUGGGUCGGAUCAAGAGUCAAUAGAAGACACCCCACCGGUUUAUGGGUUCUUGGAUCAAGAGGAAGACGUCCGCCUCCAUAUAAAUGAAUGGUCCUUGCGGGUGUCUAGUUUUGUUAGCCACCCCAUAUGGCUAGCGCCUAAAGGGUACGAGCAAAAGGAGGAGCUGGUCCUUAAGCCAUUUCAGGAGGAGGAUCCAUGGGGAAACAAGGAUGUUGGUUGGAUGAUGAAGUUGGCAUUGGCAGAUGCACACAGUCUAGUGGAGGAAGUGAGGACAAUAGAGGAAAACCCAACUCAGGUGGAAGAACAUGAUCAAUUAAUGAGAGGAAUGUAUCUGCUCACUAACACGCUUCUGCAAGGGGAUUUCGAUCGGAAGAACUUCUUUAGUCUUAUGGAAAAUAAGGACGUCAUUCCUGAAAGCCGGGAUGAUGAGUUCGAGGAAGGGGAAAUCAAGGAAGCCUUUCGUGCAGAAGAGUAUGAUGAGAUCUACCUGGAGCUAGGGCUACUCCUGUCCUGCGAGAUGAGGGAUAGAGAUGCGAGUGAUGUGGAGGCGAGGAUGCAGAGGUUGAGGCCUUCGCCGUUGGGACGUGAUGGGUUGCCCAUUCAACUGGAGGAAGGCAAUGCGGAGGAGUUCAUCUCAGCCUACGAACAGUAUAUGCGCGAUCAGGGGACUGGGCAGGAGGAGUGGAUGCAGACGUUGCCCCUUUGGACGCGAAGGGCGGAGAGGCCGUUAGCGCGGCAGAUUCGGGACGGGGCGCAUGACUGGGAGGACUGCCAGGCUCAGCUCAGACGGGCGUUCCGACGGCCAGAGCCAGAGAGACCAGAGCCCAGGGUGGAGAGACGACAGAGGAGUAAGAGGCCACGAGACCCGGAGGCGAGAGGGGCCAUAGCGACCAGGGAAGGCCGAAAGACGUUGGCACGGCGAGAGGAGCUAGUGGAGCCAGUUCAGACGGACAAGCCAACUCAGACGGAGGAGCCAGUGCAGGCAGCGGGACCGGCUCAGGUAGCGGAGCUGCCUCCUACCCAUGGGCUUGAGCAGGUGGAGUUUCGACGGAUCACGAGCAGUGACCUACAGGGCCCGCCACCGACACGGCCAAAGGAGAGGGAGGCUGUACCAUUAGAGACGCCACUCAAUAGCCUGGAGACCCAUCUCGAUGCGUCCCAGUGGAGGACUUCGCAGCUGGGGGCAGACCCAGGUGAGCCCGCACGAUAUGAGCCGGCAGAAGAGCCGCCUAAGCCGGAGCCGGAGGUUGGGCCGCGUGGGCCAGAGGAGCCACGGACUGAGGGAGUUAUUACGGUUGGGGACGAUACCCCUCCUCCCACCCCAAUCCCUCAGCAGGUACGGGAGUACUGGCCCGAGGGAAUUCCUGAGCCGGAUAGCGAGGAAGUUUCAAUACCGCCAUCGGAAGCUACUACGCCGCCUCAGAAGCAGGCAGAGCCAGAGGAGAGAGAGGAGGGGCACAUACGACUGUGGUGCCAUAGCUAUUUGAGCAUGCGGCCGAGCACUUGGACGCGGAGGUGCCAGCACCCGAGGGGCCACCGCCAGAGGGAAGUGAUGAAGCCACCAAUCGACCCCCCGACGAGGGAGCAGAGGAUUGGUGAGGCAUGGGCCAGUUACGAGGGUAAGAGGGAUGCUGCCCGUGUGAGGUCGCGAGAGGCAGGGCAGGAGGACGAGAGGGUGGAUGAGGCACGAGAGACUGGGGACUUGGGAUUUUCAGCUGCCAGGAUGGCAAUCGAGCGUACAGACAGGGAGAUACGCCAGGUGGCGACCACGUCCUUCCAGCGAUUUACCAUGCUUAGCGACGAGUUGGCGACCUCGAGGAUGGAGGUGGAGCAACUGUCUGUUCAGCUAGCAGAAGAAAGGGCAGAGAACCAGGCCUGGAGGUCUCGCAUGGAAGCCAAGGAAGCUGAAUGGGAGAGGAGGCUCCAGGAUAUGGUGGCAGCUGUGGAGAGGCUUUCGGCCACCAAGGUGGUCGAUUGGACAGAGCAGAGUCGGUAUGGUAUCCAAGGAGAGGAGGUGCGGGGGCUCUUUAGCCAGGGAGGGACAGCAGAGCCACUUCAGCAAGAGGGGAUGAAGAAGGUAUUCCUGGAUCCAGCGGAAGCGGAAGCAAGGCGGAAGGCCGAGGAGGAGAGUUUCAGCUUCAAGGCCCCCACAGAGCUAGCUUCGCAACAGGCCAACCCCAUGGCAAUUGAGAUCCCUGCGGGCGAGUCAGUGCAGAGACCCCAAUCCCCACUGGUGGGAAGGGGUCCUGCAGAGGAGUCCCCUAUGAUUCUUUUGGAGGUGCAAGGUGGUACCCUUACGGGGGCAGUGGCGUCCGCUGAGCCAAAGGCAAUGGAGGAGGAGGCAUCUUGUUUGGAUGAGCUAGUGGCGGCCAUGGGGCUGGACAUGCCAUCAGGGGGGCCUCAGAGACACGAGACCCCGGAGCACGUGCCAGAAAGGGGGGAGUUGAGGACACAGUUGGGCUCUUGGGCCACAGAGGCUGACUCCGGCGGACCCACCUCAGAGCAGCAGCAUGAGGUUAUGAGCGAGCCAGUGGCUACCGUGACUCCCCAGCCUUCAGAGCCGCAUAGGGAAAGGAAGGCGACUACGAUGGAGGGGGCCCGUGAGGGUAGGCCACAGAGAUUGGACACCCCGACGUAUCGGGCUGAGGGGGGUGAGAUGCGAGCAGGGCCGAGUACCCAGACAUUGGAGGCGAGACCAGAGGAGUCGUGGAGUAUGCCCCAGAGUCAUGAGAUGAGCAGAGAGACCAGCGAGGCACCGUCGUCGCCAGGAUCUCGGAAGAAGAAGAGAAAAUACCAAAGGAGGUCAGAUGAUCAGUGUUUUUUCUGCAAGCAUGGCAUACACAGAGCCCUCGAGUGUCCGAAGUUCCUGAAAGACAAGGCAACUGGGAAAGUGACAAAGAGCGGUGGGAAGAUGUAUGAUAGGCGAGGUCGAGUGGUAGAGCGAGCUCUGGAUAGGGGUACGGCUCAACUAUAUAGCCAUAACUAGGAGGACAUGAGUGAGUAGGGGCUGGUCCAUCUAUAUGUCAGUAGGACUAAGGUUCCUCUGCACGCAGAGGUCGGAUUAGAGGUGUAUAUAGGUCG
Molecule: messenger RNA, 6951 nt
Organism: Chara braunii
Lineage: Eukaryota; Viridiplantae; Streptophyta; Charophyceae; Charales; Characeae
Source: the annotation of a GenBank genome assembly